Molecule: messenger RNA, 1626 nt
Organism: Cutaneotrichosporon cavernicola
Lineage: Eukaryota; Fungi; Basidiomycota; Tremellomycetes; Trichosporonales; Trichosporonaceae
Exons: 5
Coding region: 1-1626 (541 amino acids)
Biological process (GO): carbohydrate metabolic process
Molecular function (GO): hydrolase activity, hydrolyzing O-glycosyl compounds
Source: RefSeq, a predicted model, not a curated record
AUGUCUGUCGCCAACAAGUUCCGCAAUCCCAUUCUGCCGGGCUUCAACCCCGACCCGUCCAUCUGCCACGUCCCUGGCAAAGGCUACUUUGUGGCUACAAGCUCGUUCGAAUACUUCCCGGGCCUCCCGGUCUACCACAGCACUGAUCUAAACAGCUGGACACUCAUCGGCCAUGCCCUCAACCGCCGCAGCCAGGGCGUCGACAUGCGCACAGUCGAGACGUCGGCCGGCCUGUGGGCACCGACCUUUAGGUACCACAAGGGCCGUUGGUACAUGAUCUGCUCCUGCUUCUGGCGCCUGCGCAUCAAGCCCGGCGAAAAGCCUGACGCCAUCCCCUCUGGCUUCUACGUUUGGACUGACGACAUCUUUGACGAUUCCAAGUGGAGCGACGCCGUCUACUUUGAGGAGAUUGGCUUUGACCAAGACCUCCUCUUUGACGAUGACGGCCGCGUCUACCAGACGGUCACCCGCUUCGACUUUGACGCGCCGACGACAAACGGGCAGCCAUUGAUCCAAUCCUGGAUCAACGAGAUCGACCUCGCCACUGGCACCUCGCUCACCGAACCGGUCCUAGCCAAGGCUUCGCCGUUGGGGGUUGCCGAAGGAUGCCAUUUGCUCAAAAAGGACGGUUGGUACUACUUUUUCACGGCCGAGGGCGGGACACAGGACGGCCACCGCGAGUGCGUUUACCGAUCGAGAUCCCCGAGCGGCCCGUUCGAGGCACCUCCUGACGGGGUCAACCCCGUGGUGUACAACGCCGACCACCCCGAAAUCCAGAACACGGGCCACAUGGACCUUGUCGAGGGUCCGAACGGCCAGUGGGUUGCAGUGUUCCUCGGCGUCCGCCCCGUGUUCCCAGCCACAGUGACUGCAGAAGGCGUUAUGGGAAUGCCGUCGCACCUCGGUCGCGAGGCGUUCAUGGCACCGAUGGAGUGGGUCGAUGGGUGGCCCGUGGUGAACAGCCACAAGCCAAUCGAGCUCAUUGGCGACUUUCCCGGCUUGCAAAUGGGGCCGGCGCAAACCGGCUGGGUGGACCAGUUUGACCAAGAGAAGCUCAGCCUGGGCUGGUACACUCUCCGUGUCCCGCUCCGGCAGUUCUACUCGCUCACGGAGCGGCCCGGCUACCUGGCGCUGCGCGGUGGCCCGACGUCUCUCAAUAUCGAACACUGUCCAUCUGUCCUGCUCCAGAAGCAACCCGGCUUCAACCUCGACUGGAGCACUCAACUCGAGUUCGCCCCGACGCAGAAGGGUCAGGAGGCAGGCACGGUGGUGUGGAUGAACAAGAGUGAGCACGCAGCCCUCGGCCUGCGCGGCAAGGGGGAUGGGAAUGUAGAAGUUGUGUUCAGGCGCCCGGACAACGGCCAGAUUGUCGUUUCAAUCGUGUCCGCUAGCAUCGCGCCUGCCACACCCGUUACGUUCCAUGUCUACGCACGAAAGCAGCAGUACGAGUUUGCGUACACGAUUCCGGGCGCGGACCCCGUCGUCGUCGGGACAAUGGCCAGCUCUGAGCUCAAGCCGUUGUUCACCGGUGUACACCUCGGAUUGUAUGCCCAGGGGGUCAACGACACGCCCUGCUUGAACCGCGCCUACUUCAAGUACGCCCGGUGGGAAAACGCGACGGAUUAG